Trichoplusia ni (cabbage looper) is the source of this 3897-nucleotide messenger RNA. RefSeq lists its product as uncharacterized. Lineage: Eukaryota; Metazoa; Arthropoda; Insecta; Lepidoptera; Noctuidae. The coding region runs from base 370 to 3573 and encodes 1067 amino acids. The transcript has 12 exons. The record is from RefSeq and is a predicted model, not a curated record.
UGCCUACUUGAUGAUGCAGUGUGAUAGCUGUGCCAAUACUUACGUAGCACUUUCUAUGGGAUUAUUUUUACAUUCCAUAAUUUUUCGUUAUUACCUAGAUAUUUGAUUCAGUAUAGAAUACCUUACUAAUUUUAAGAAACAAGACUAUAACAACGAGGUCCAACUUGUUAUUACGCGCGGCGACGCUCGUAUGCAUGUCGAUUUUAUACACUUUCCGUUUCCUGCCAGAAAUAACUAAAAAAUUACAUCGGUCCAACCGUACUUAUGUGUUUUUCAGCACAUUUUGAAUUCCAUAUCAAAUAUAUACGUGGAAAUAUAUAAGUUUUAUGAAUGAGAAUAAUUAUCUCUCGACUUUUGAUUUAAUUCACCAUGUCUGAUGAGGAAGUUACUAUUGAGACUUCAGACGGACAGAUCUUGGCUGCGGAGUACAAAGAUGGUCAACUACAGAUAGUUGAAGUGACUCCAUUUGAAAAGGACAGGGACGGCAGUAUGCUCCCAGAGUUAGAAGAUGGAAGUGAUCAGCAACCAAAAUACAUGCAAGUGUUGGACACGAGCAAAGGAUUAAUGCAACUGGAUCUACUCAACUUGACACUGGUCCGAUGUCAAGACGGCGAGGAGUCGUACCAGCUGGUAGCGAACGCGGGCGGUGCGGACACAGACCCCAGCGCUACUGUCACCUGUGUACUGCAGUCUAGUGACACUGAGGACAACCAAGACUCGUACAUGGUGGUGGAGAACGAGUCCGGUCAGGGCUCGCUCGUGUUCCUGAAGUCCGCGCCGCAGGAGCCCCCUCCCGUCAAGAAGGUGGAACAGCCUAAGAAGGGUUUGUCGCCAGCGGAAAUAUUGGAAAAGGCGAAAGCUCUACAAAAAGCGAAGGCCCUCCUGGCGCAGUCCCGCGGCGGCCGCAAGCGCAAGAGCGACCUCCCGCCGCCGCACGAGCUGCUCGCCUCGCCCAACUUCAAGCUCUACCUCUACUCCUGCAAGCUCUGCCCCUACAAGUGCAACGCCAUCAAGGACAUGUCCGCGCACAAGGCGGCGGAGCACGCGGGCGGCGGGGCGCGGGGGCGCGCGGGGGGGCGCGGCGCCGCCGUCACGCUGCAGUGUGCGCGCUGUCCCUACAGGGGGGGCACGCACUCACAGGUACGCACUCACACUACAGGCGGGGCGCGGGGGGGCGCGGCGCCGCCGUCACGCUGCAGUGUGCGCGCUGUCCCUACAGGGGGGGCACGCACUCACAGGUACGCACUCACACUACAGGCGGGGCGCGGGGGCGCGCGGGGGGGCGCGGCGCCGCCGUCACGCUGCAGUGUGCGCGCUGUCCCUACAGGGGGGGCACGCACUCACAGGUACGCACUCACACUACAGGCGGGGCGCGGGGGCGCGCGGGGGGGCGCGGCGCCGCCGUCACGCUGCAGUGUGCGCGCUGUCCCUACAGGGGGGGCACGCACUCACAGGUACGCACUCACACUACAGGCGGGGCGCGGGGGCGCGCGGGGGGGCGCGGCGCCGCCGUCACGCUGCAGUGUGCGCGCUGUCCCUACAGGGGGGGCACGCACUCACAGGUACGCACUCACACUACAGGCGGGGCGCGGGGGCGCGCGGGGGGGCGCGGCGCCGCCGUCACGCUGCAGUGUGCGCGCUGUCCCUACAGGGGGGGCACGCACUCACAGGUACGCACUCACACUACAGGCGGGGCGCGGGGGCGCGCGGGGGGGCGCGGCGCCGCCGUCACGCUGCAGUGUGCGCGCUGUCCCUACAGGGGGGGCACGCACUCACAGGUACGCACUCACACUACAGGCGGGGCGCGGGGGCGCGCGGGGGGGCGCGGCGCCGCCGUCACGCUGCAGUGUGCGCGCUGUCCCUACAGGGGGGGCACGCACUCACAGGUACGCACUCACACUACAGGCGGGGCGCGGGGGCGCGCGGGGGGGCGCGGCGCCGCCGUCACGCUGCAGUGUGCGCGCUGUCCCUACAGGGGGGGCACGCACUCACAGGUACGCACUCACACUACAGGCGGGGCGCGGGGGCGCGCGGGGGGGCGCGGCGCCGCCGUCACGCUGCAGUGUGCGCGCUGUCCCUACAGGGGGGGCACGCACUCACAGGUACGCACUCACACUACAGGCGGGGCGCGGGGGCGCGCGGGGGGGCGCGGCGCCGCCGUCACGCUGCAGUGUGCGCGCUGUCCCUACAGGGGGGGCACGCACUCACAGGUACGCACUCACACUACAGGCGGGGCGCGGGGGGGCGCGGCGCCGCCGUCACGCUGCAGUGUGCGCGCUGUCCCUACAGGGGGGGCACGCACUCACAGGUACGCACUCACACUACAGGCGGGGCGCGGGGGCGCGCGGGGGGGCGCGGCGCCGCCGUCACGCUGCAGUGUGCGCGCUGUCCCUACAGGGGGGGCACGCACUCACAGGUACGCACUCACACUACAGGCGGGGCGCGGGGGCGCGCGGGGGGGCGCGGCGCCGCCGUCACGCUGCAGUGUGCGCGCUGUCCCUACAGGGGGGGCACGCACUCACAGGUACGCACUCACACUACAGGCGGGGCGCGGGGGCGCGCGGGGGGGCGCGGCGCCGCCGUCACGCUGCAGUGUGCGCGCUGUCCCUACAGGGGGGGCACGCACUCACAGGUACGCACUCACACUACAGGCGGGGCGCGGGGGCGCGCGGGGGGGCGCGGCGCCGCCGUCACGCUGCAGUGUGCGCGCUGUCCCUACAGGGGGGGCACGCACUCACAGGUACGCACUCACACUACAGGCGGGGCGCGGGGGCGCGCGGGGGGGCGCGGCGCCGCCGUCACGCUGCAGUGUGCGCGCUGUCCCUACAGGGGGGGCACGCACUCACAGGUACGCACUCGCACUACAGGCGGGGCGCGGGGGCGCGCGGGGGGGCGCGGCGCCGCCGUCACGCUGCAGUGUGCGCGCUGUCCCUACAGGGGGGGCACGCACUCACAGGUACGCACUCACACUACAGGCGGGGCGCGGGGGCGCGCGGGGGGGCGCGGCGCCGCCGUCACGCUGCAGUGUGCGCGCUGUCCCUACAGGGGGGGCACGCACUCACAGGUACGCACUCACACUACAGGCGGGGCGCGGGGGCGCGCGGGGGGGCGCGGCGCCGCCGUCACGCUGCAGUGUGCGCGCUGUCCCUACAGGGGGGGCACGCACUCACAGGUACGCACUCACACUACAGGCGGGGCGCGGGGGGGCGCGGCGCCGCCGUCACGCUGCAGUGUGCGCGCUGUCCCUACAGGGGGGGCACGCACUCACAGGUACGCACUCACACUACAGGCGGGGCGCGGGGGCGCGCGGGGGGGCGCGGCGCCGCCGUCACGCUGCAGUGUGCGCGCUGUCCCUACAGGGGGGGCACGCACUCACAGUUGAUGAAGCACGUCCAAGACAAGCAUUUGGAGAAUACGUCAAGCAGUAAGUUAUCAAACUACACGGUCCACCUGGACACGGAGGAAGUAGAGGCAGCCGACGUGCUCGUGUGCGGCGCGUGCGGGUUCGAGGCCGCCGAGAGGGCGCUGUUCAGGGCGCACAUAGAGGACGAACACGGGGCCACUACAUGCUGAGGGUUAUUUCAACGCGAGAUUUACUUAUCUCAGCAGUUAAGUUUAGCUGAUGUUCAGCCAAUUAUCCUAAUCCACUAUUUGACUUGAAAAAGCAAUUAUUAUGCAAUAAUGUUCUAAAUAAAAAAUAGCUAUAGUAGAUAUACAAGGGUCCAUGAUCACGUCUUAAUAUAAUAUUAUGAUGGCUGUGGGAGCGUGACAGGGCUAUACACGGUGUAGAGCGGUAUCUCUCAUACACAAUAGGGUAUGUGGCAUCAAAAAAAAAAAAUUGCUAAAACCCACGUUUUUUUGAAGUAUAAGAAUUCACUCCAUUCAAAUUUUAUCAAA